AUGGCGCUCUGGACGUGGCUAAAGGAUGUGAUCGGCGUGGGUGCGCUGCCCAGCCCGCCGUACUCGCCCGCGCAGCUCUACUCGGUGGUGCUGGCGUCAUUCAAGGCGUGGCCUUUCCUGAUCCCGGUGCUCUCGCUCAUCAACGCGCCGCACGGCCGCUUCGCCUUUGACAGCCUGCUCAACAUCAACGGUAACCUGGGCUGGUUCCUCAUGGAGAUCCCCUCGCCCAUCUUUGUGCUGCUCGGUGCGCUCUCCCAGCCGCUCUCCGGUCGCGUGGUCAAGGGCACACACGGAUGGCUGCCGCCUCUCUCGGCGCUCUUCUCGCCCUCGAUCGAGCGAUUCCUCGCGCUGCCGUCGCCGAACCAGGUGCUGGUCGCGCUGUUCCUCGUGCACUAUACGCAUCGUGCGGUGUUGCAGCCGCUGCGGUCGCCGAAGAGGUCGCCGCUGCACAUCUCGGUGCCACUGUCGGCGAUCACGUUCAACCUGAUCAAUGGAUUUGUGAUGGGCAGCUGGGUCGGUGGGCGCACUCCUUGGGCGGCUCUGCCACAGCCGGCUCUUGUGUCCGCAGCCACCGCCGCGUUGGGCGCCAAGGCUGGAGGCAUCGCGAGCAAGUUUGCCGCGUCGGAAAUCGUCCGUAGGCUGAUCGUCGCCGAUGCACCCGAUGCGCUGGGCUUGGGUGCGCCGGGACUCAUCUCGACCGACGUGUGGAAGCAGCCGCUGUGGUACCUCGGUCUCGCUGGCUGGGCCAUCGGAUUCGCCGGCAACGUGUACCACGACGAGAUCCUCAUGGACAUUCGCCGACCCAACAACAACGCAUCCAAGGCGCAAGACUCUACCAGCGUCGGCAAAGGUGCUUCGGCGCGCAAGUACUCGAUCCCGCGUGGAGGCCUGUUCGAGUACAUCAGUUUCCCCAACUAUCUGUGCGAAUGGUUCGAAUGGUUCGCGUUUGCAUGGGCGGCGCUGUAUUCGCUGCCGAUCUUUGCGCAUCUCACCGCCAAGGACGUCGUGGCAACCGCGCUGUCGACGCCGCCGUUCCUGUUUCCAUUUGUGCUGGUGUGCCUCAUGGCUCCGCGCGCCACCAACGGGCACAAGUGGUACAAGAAGACGUUUGGCGACAAGUUCCCGCGCACCCGCAAGGCCAUCGUGCCGUUCGUCUUCUAA
Molecule: messenger RNA, 1161 nt
Organism: Moesziomyces antarcticus
Lineage: Eukaryota; Fungi; Basidiomycota; Ustilaginomycetes; Ustilaginales; Ustilaginaceae
Product: 3-oxo-5-alpha-steroid 4-dehydrogenase
Exons: 2
Coding region: 1-1161 (386 amino acids)
Biological process (GO): lipid metabolic process
Molecular function (GO): oxidoreductase activity, acting on the CH-CH group of donors
Source: RefSeq, a predicted model, not a curated record